UUUGAAAACUGGCCUAAGUAUAUUCUGAGAAUUAUAGACUGACCUAUUUAACAUGACCUUUAUUAAUUUUGGGUUUUUCAGGAUAAAACAAAAGCAAGCACUUCAAUAGCGCCGUUUUCUGGCGAGUCUCCAGCAUCGAUUCCUUCGUCCUCACUGCUCCCAACUACCUCCUCGCUCGGAUCUUCAACUGUGCUGGAAGAUAACGCUAUAGCCCAACCUGGUGGAUCCAAAGAAGCUAUUCUUCCACUCACAAUCGGUGCUGAUUGUGGUAGCGCUCAGCAAGGGUAUGCGGUCAACAUUUCGGAUGACGACAUUAAAGCGGCUUGCCAACAGAAAAGGGUUCAUCAAACUCUAUCAUCUGAUGAGGAUGAAAGCAGCACUACGAAGAAAUCGCGUACCUACAAGGCCCACGCAGAAGAUGCAAGCAAGACUUGCAUAGCUGCAUUGCAAGUAACAAUUAGCAAAUUGGAACAGUCCGAAAAUCGGGGAUUACUGACUGAAAGUGGAUAUGCUGAGCUUCAGGAGGCGAAGAAAUCAAUAAAAAAGGAAACUAAGAAUUUAGAGAAACUAAAAAGUAACCAAACAGCAUCAAAAAAAAUAUAGGAAAAAAAAAGAAGCUUUUCAAGCUUUGGUAGCUACAAAUCCUGGAGCAGAAUCGAUAAUAACUUUACACGAGCAUCCCGGUCGCCCACGGCUGGAAAAUGAAGACAAUUUAAUAAAAACUAUUGCCGAAAUCGCCAUGUAUGGAAGUUCAGUGGAUGAGAAACGUAGAAGCGAGAUAAUUCGUUCUUGUCGCACCUUGGAUGACCUACACAAAAAACUCACUGAUGUAGGUUUUGAUUUUGAGAUUUUCCGCUCAGCUACAUAUUUAAGACUCAUACCCCGCAAAUCCAGUUCAUUGGAGGGUAAAAGACAUGUUAAAACAGCUCCAGUGCGUUUGAUUCGAGCUCAAGAAGAUUAUCAUAAGUCUCACCCAGAUACUGCGUUCUGCGUCGCUUCCAUCCGAAGACUGGAAUGUCUUGCAUCUCUGAUUGGAGAUGAUUCAGCUUUUAUAUCUCAGGACGACAAAGAAAGGGUACCAAUCGGCCUAACUGCUGCUAACAAGCAAGCACCGUUCAUGAUGCAUAUGGACUAUUUAGUCCGCCUACCAGACCAUACCUUCGUUGUCGGACCCGGACACAAGUUGAUCCCAAGUGUCUAUGCCGGAUGCCGGGUUAAUGAAACAAAGCCGAUUGGCCAGCCUGACGGAGUGUCCUAUAGCGGCCCAAUAUACAUAGCAAUUAGGAGUGGAAAACACUCGUCUUCAACUGCAGCAACACACGCCCAAGACUUCGAGAGAUUAUUGACUCUUGACAACUUUAAGAGUAUUUUGAAAACACCCUCGGGGGUGGUGAAGCCAGUGCUGAUUUUCACUGUUGACGGAGGUCCUGACGAAAAUCCCCGUUACCAAAAAGUCAUUGCCUACGCUGUGCGACAUUUUUUGGACCACAAUUUGGACUAUAUUGCAAUAGCAUGCAAUGCACCUGGACGCAGUGCGUUUAACCGUGUUGAAAGGAGAAUGGCACCACUCAGUCACCAGCUUGCAGGAUUAAUAAUUCCACACGAUAAAUUUGGCAGUCAUCUCGAUACCCAGCGGCGCACUAAAGACGUCGAUUUAGAGAAAAAGAAUUUUAAAUGUGCCGGGGAAACGCUUGCUAACGUUUGGAACGAGAUGGUCAUAAACGGGGAAAGCGUAGUGGCAGAGUAUAUCUGUCCAGAUAAACCAGAUCCGGAGAUUGGCACCCAUCCUGGACCUGAAUGGUACACCAAGCACGUUAAGGAGUCUCAAUAUAUGUUACAGAUUUCCAAAUGCUCAGAUCUGGCUUGCUGCACAAUGUCACGUAGCAAAUUACGCAAGAUCCUCCCUGAUGGAUUUAUGCCGCCACCCCUGCUGCUUACAUCAAAUCUGGAAGCAGCGCCUCCUUUAAAAGAGGACGCCAGCUUCUGUCCUCUUUACCUUCAGAUAGCACUGAAAGUGGAUGUACCUCUUGGACAUUUUAAGAAACUUCCAUAUGACUUCUACUGUCCUACGUUACAAGGCGAGCUAAUAGAAAGAUGCUGUUCGAAAUGUGGUACUUACUUUGCUUCAAAAACCUCCAUGAAGGAGCACAAAAAAAAUAUGAAAGAUUAUGUACACGGUUCACCGGAUCAGUGUUUAAUGGAACAGGAAACAGGAGGUCCUGCGGCCCCUCGUCGUAGUGCUCGAAUCUUGGGACGGCGAGGAAUAGAAGUCCUUCAACAGUUGCAUGACGGCGUAACGGGACAGGCACUUGACGUUGAAUGGGUUGAAGACGUGGAUGAAUCGAGCCAAACCGAAUAUCGGGAGGAAAUGGAGAUAUUACCCGUGAUCCAGAAUUUAAAAGAAUGGAUGAAAGCUCCUUGGGAAAAAAGAAAAAGUAAAAAAGUAGUUUAGUAGUAUAUUAUAUCAAUGAUUAUUGCCAAAGUAUAAUAAUAAAAGGUGAUUUUAUAACCACGUGUUUUAAUCAUAUAAUACCAUAUUUUUCUCAAAUCUGCAAUGUUUUUUUUUGUAAAACUAGUAAUGACGUCAAUUUCGGGAGAAGGGGGGGGUCUAAAAUCUGAAAAAAUCGAUGACGUAAUUUAUGGACGGCCCCAUAUGCCAAUGUGCAAAAAAAAAACUUACAUAACUUUGACCAACAGAACCAUACACACUUUUACAAACAUACAUCGCAUAUGACAAGUGCAAAAUCAACCCUUAUUCAUAUACAACGUGGCAUGCGUAAAUGAAAACAAAGUCAACAAGUCAUGUGCAUAUAUACGGGCAGAUGUGUGUACAAAAAAUUCGCAUAUUUACAUACGCACAUUCUUUGACAAAUACAGUCAAACCCGGUUAAGUGCCAAAACCAAAGUUGCAGAUUUUUUGUGCUUUGUAGUACAUAAGCGAUUGUGGUACUUAAGAGACUGGUACCAAAAAAAUAAUUUCUAUGUAUUUAAAAAAAAUUACCGUUUUCCUUAAAAAAUUAAGAAAAAAAAAAACGUGAGAUGCAGCAAGACACAGGCAGAUAAAAGGGAUUGGAGGAGUGAUACUUAACCGGG
This is a messenger RNA of Bactrocera oleae (olive fruit fly), 3093 nucleotides long. Lineage: Eukaryota; Metazoa; Arthropoda; Insecta; Diptera; Tephritidae. The record is from RefSeq and is a predicted model, not a curated record.